Messenger RNA from Condylura cristata (star-nosed mole), 2917 nucleotides. It is a transcript of the gene SPEF1, whose product is annotated as sperm flagellar 1. Gene Ontology annotation, cellular component: axoneme. The coding region runs from base 1543 to 2256 and encodes 237 amino acids. Gene Ontology annotation, biological process: regulation of cytoskeleton organization. Gene Ontology annotation, molecular function: microtubule binding. NCBI's taxonomy places the organism in Eukaryota, Metazoa, Chordata, Mammalia, Eulipotyphla, Talpidae. The transcript is spliced from 7 exons. The record is from RefSeq and is a predicted model, not a curated record.
AUGUUAAGGGGGGGGGGACCCAGGUCAUCUUUUGUCCCUUACUUGCCAUGGGUGUGGCAAGGUGCUUUGUAUGACUUAAAUGCAAAGGUUUCAGAGCUUCCACACGGGGCCUUAAGCAUUCAGGGAUUCCUUCCAGGUUUUGAAGGCUUCAAAACUAAGUGGCAGGGACAAGUAGUUGGGGUUUCCCUUAUACCCCCAUUAAUCUCCAUCCUGGAGCCCAUCUGUGAUCUAGAGGAGACCAGAAAGCCUACCCUGACCUUCUUUUGCCUCCCCAAGUGUCCCUGGCCAACUCAAGUCCCUCACUGCAGAUACCAACAAGGCAAAUCACUUUCGUGUGUCUCCUACCAACAAAAACACCUCUUGCUGGAACUGCGAUCACCUCAAUGAUAACACCAGACAGUGUUGUCAGGUAGGCCCUUGCUGUAUGCCAGGUGCUGUGCUAAGCACUUCAGAUGCUCACAAAGCCCCUCUGAGGUAGGUAAAGCCACGGAAAAGCAGGCACAGGGUGGUCCAGCCAUACCCAGAGCCACAACUGCUAGCCUGGUGGAAGCAGCUUUCUCCAUCCACUAACUUGGGAAGUGCCCCUGUUCUGCCACUAUCUGCAUGAAGGACCCAUAUUCCUAACCCCCCUAACGGUGGUGCUCUUUUGAAACGGAACUGGGCACUGAACCAACUUCUAACCAUAGCUCCCUGGAGGGAGCCAAGGGAUGGGAAGUGUCUAUAGGAGCUCUCGCAACUCCCAUUUCCCUAGUCUCCACACAAGUAGCGUAUCUACCGUAAAUCCUUUUCCUAUCACCCCUAGGGGACAAAGAGGUGAGGUCUAUCCCCAUUUCACAAAGCAGGAGAUAGGGUUCAGGAAUUAAAUGGCUUACCAAGACUCUAACCUUGGGCUCUGGAGUUCUCCCUGGGAGUGUAAGUCACACAUUAAGUGCCACAGGGGACACCGCGGUGGAGGUUGGUGGGUAGUGGUGAUGACCCAUGAGCACAGAACCUUGAGAGUGACUGGCAAAGAGGCUGUCACACAGGCUAUCACACUCCAGAUGGGAAGCAGUGGUCAUCAAAGUGGACUCCCCAGUUAAAGCUGACAAACACUAGGAUGCUGCCUUCACAUGUGACUGACUGUCAAAGGACCCAGAAAUGGAUGGGGGUCCCAGCCUUGGGAAUGUUGGUGCAGUGGGUUCUGUGGGCCUACUUGGCUUUUGCAGGCUCCAGAGCAGGCCAGUGGCUGGUCAGUCUGUGGCGGGCGGAGAGGUGAUUUCUUCUUGGGGAGCGAGGAAGACAAGGCCAUCUUUUCAAAGGUCGAUCUUGAGAGGAGGUCAUGGAGAAGAAACUACAACUCCCAGAAGCCCAUGGUCCUCGGAGACGCUUGAUGGUUGCCAUGGUUUCAGAAAACAAUAUGGCCGCUCCCAGCUAGGACAAGACUCAGGCUUAGAGAGGUAGAGGCUGGUUUGAGCGCCGGUAGUGGAGGGAGAGAAAGCGCUGGAGGUGUCUUGAGUUUAGGACUGGACACUGAACGGCUGGAACAGUCUGUUGAGGGCGCCGAUGGCGGGCAACGUGGACGAGGAGGCGUUACACCAGCUGUACCUGUGGGUGGACAACAUCCCUCUCUCCCGGCCCAAGCGAAAUCUCUCACGGGACUUCAGUGACGGAGUCCUGGUUGCCGAGGUUGUCAAGUUUUACUUCCCCAAGAUGGUGGAGAUGCACAAUUAUGUUCCUGCCAACUCUCUUCAGCAGAAACUCAGCAACUGGGGUCACCUGAACAGGAAGGUGUUGAACAAGCUGAACUUCUCAGUGCCAGAAGAUGUGAUGCGCAAGAUUGCUCAGUGUGCUCCAGGCGUGGUGGAGUUGGUGCUCAUUCCUCUGAGGCAGCGCCUGGAGGAGCGGCAGCAGAGACAGCGGAAGCAGGGCACAGGCUCAUUACAGGAGCUGGCACCACAGGAUGGCACUGGCUACAUGGAUGUGGGUUUGUCCCAGAAGGUCACAGGGGACGGUGCUCUGGACCCCAAGGGAGGGGGGCAGCUCAGGGGGGCGCAGCUGCCCCCUCCCCGCCCUCCAGGAUAUAGCCAGGCACUGCAGGGGGAUCCAAGUUUUGUCCUUCAGAUCGCUGAAAAGGAGCAGGAGCUGCUGGCCUCACAGGAGACAGUGCAGGUCCUGCAGAUGAAGGUGAGGCGCUUGGAGCACCUGCUUCAGCUCAAGAACGUGCGCAUAGAGGACCUUUCCCGAAGGCUCCAGCAGGCGGAGCGUAAGCAGCGGUGAGCGCUGGGAGCCUGUGGGAUGCCCUAGUACCAGCCAAAACCCAACUCCGGCUCUGAGCAACCAAUGCGACUUACUCACCCACCCAUCCACUGAAGGACAAAUGGGUGGGUGGAGCCAGCGGCUCCAAUAUCCCUUCUGGGGUGUGAGCUCCUCCAUUUGGGGUCGGGGUGUGUCGGGACCCCUCUGAGAUGAGCCCCAGGACUAAGCCAUCUCCUCCACUCCAUCUGGGUCAGGAGAAUGGACCGCUUUCCAGAACCCAGAAGCCAUGUGCAGAGACCUGACGUGCACCCCAAAACCAAGGCCUCUGCCUUGGUGCUCCCUGUGCUGGCCCCCAGCUCAGCCCACAAUCCUAAGACUAAGUCCCCACCCAGCUCUGAGGACAGUGGCCUUUCUGUCCAGGCUAGUUCUCCAACCCCUGGGCCACAGGGGAAGUUGCCCCCAGCAGCUAAGGUGCUCCCUUGCCCCUCCCAGGCACUCACCUGGGAUCAGGCUCAAGGCUGGAGAGAGCAGCAGCUGGAGAGGAAGGGGUGAGGAGUGGGCUCAGCCAGGUGUGGGGAAGGCAUCCACAGUGCCUGUGCCAGUCACUCUCCCCUCCUAUGCAGUACCUUUGAGAAUUGGGGGAUAUGGGACAGGUGCCCCUCAUUAAAGGUAUUGUGCCUUC